UAAAGAAAUGUUUGAGAGUGGCAUCGCCCAUACUGAAGUUUUGGUUACCGGCAUUACCCUGAAGCACGAGAAAGAAGAGUCGCCUUUUGAAGUUCCUACUGAAUCUGUCAGUGAAGGUCAUGUGGUAAAAGACAAGAUCGAAAAUUUGAUAGACAUGGAGGGUCAAUUGGAAAGAUCUGAAAUAACGGAGGCACCCAUUCCAGAGGCCACUACGAUUCCAGAUCUCCUGACGCCAUUUCCAAGUGUAAUUUUCAAAGAAGUCACAACAAGUCCUACAGAAAAGGAACCAUCAGUAGUCUCCGAACUGACCUCUACCAUGAAAACUGCAGAAAUUGAAGCACCAGGAUUAGAAAAAACUACCCCAGUGGAUGAACUUCUGACAAUUGACGUUGAUCAAAUUAGCACUUUGGAAAUGACCUUAGGCACUGUCGAGUUACCCUCUGAGGUAAAAGAAAUAAUAGAAUCUGAUUCUGAGAUCAGGACAACAGAAAAAUCUGUGGUAUCAACAUCGACAACGGUCGACAGGGUGAAAGAAAAGAUUGAAGAACUGAUAGGCUUGGAGGGUCAGCUGGAAAGAUCUGAAAUGACAGAAACCCCUAUUCCAGAGGCCACAACGAUUUCUGAUCUUCUGACAGCAUUCACAAGUAUUCACACCGAAGGAACUCCUACCACGGUGCCAGAAGAAGUUGUUACCCAUAAACCAGAGGAUGAACUUCUGACAAUCUUCCACCCAGAACACAUCGGCUCCUUCGAGAUGACCACCACCAGUGUCGAGUUGCCUCCGGAAAUAGAAGAGAUCAUAAGGUCUGAGUCUGAAAUGGAAACAACCGAAGAGUUGGUGAGUUCUGAAGAAGAACUUCUAACAGAAGAACAUACUGCAGCUAUUCCCACUGUUCAUUAUUACAAAACUGAAUUUCCGAUAACAACAGAACCAACAGAGGAAAUUGAGAAAGUUUUGGAGAUUGAGGAAAACAUUGAAAAACCUGAAGCUGGGGAGAUUGUUCCCGGUGAGCCUGUUGAGGAAAAAGUACUCACCGAGGGUCCGUCCUUGAAGGUUGUGGAAAUUCUUAGAACUCUAAACGAGUUUGAAAUUUCGCCAGAAUCGUACCACACUGAGUCAAUCGUAAAAGAAGUUGAAGAUUUAUCGACAUACUUAGAAGGCAUCAGUCUAGAUUUAGAGCACCACACGGAAGUGACUCAUGAAGCGGAAAAAACAACUGAAACCAAUGUUCCCAUCAUAUUAACUCCGUUGCUUAUGGUAGAAGAUGAAUACGAGACAACACCUUUUUCUUUCCAAUUAACUUCUACUUCAUAUCCGGUUGCUCCAGAAGAAUUAGUAGCUACGAUUGAAGUACCAACUAUUGAACCUGCUGCGUCAAUAAUAAAUGAGGAAGACCUCUCGUUAGUCACACCCCUUAGUUAUGUUACAAUUGAACCAACUGUUCAAUCUUCAGUGACUUUAUUGAAUGAGGAAGAUCUCUCCUUGGUUACACCACUAUCAGUUGAGCAUGUCACAAUCGAGACUCUUCCUCCUCACCAUAAAAUGCAUGAAAAAACUAAAAUCAAGAAUAUCGAAGAAAACUUACCUGUGAAAGAAGAAGAACAAGAAGUAGAAACGAACUUAGCACACCUGCCUAAGAAUAGACACGAAACAAGUACCAUAUGCGAGAUAUGCGAUGAACUCAAAGACUUGGACGAAGAACCUUCAAAGGGACUUCUGAAAGGACCUAUCGAGAAAGAACUUGAGGAAGAAGAAGAAACGGUGUCUACUCUUUCUUACAAGGAGAUCAUUGCUUUCAAUCUUCAUCAUACACCAAUAGAAGAAGAAUCGAAAACUAUCACUCAGUUUGGAGCUACUCUUAGUCAAAAGUUAGAAGAGGAGAAGGAAGAAAGUGAAAUCGUCACAAGUUUUGCAGAAGAAAAAAUUGCGUCCCAUCGUGUAACAGAGCUAGUAUCAAAAUCUUAUGGUGAGCUGGGAACCACGUCUGUUCUUACUCAUUAUCAAAAACUAGAGCAGGAAGAAUUGGAAACUAAUCUUCACCAUUUACCAGAACAUCAUGGCCACGAAACAUCCACCAUUUGUGAAAUAUGUCUUGAAGAGGAAGAAGGGGCCACCAAUGAGCCAAAAUUCUUGAAGAAAAAGCCUACUCAGUCGCCUAGUCAUGCCUCCAAGUCUUCCCAGAGUCCUGGAGAGUCUGAACAGGGAUUUGGAUUCAGUGAAAACGUCCCUGGAGAAGAAACUGCAGUAACUUCUCCUGAAGGAUUAGAAGUUGGCACUGAAAUGCCUCAAAUGCCUACGGAAUCAUCAGAAACCUCUAUCGAGAAACAUCCAUCGGUUACAUAUGAUUUUGGAGGGAAGGAAGUUCAACAACCAUUGCAAACGACAAGUGGUAAUGUCUUUCAAAUCGGUCAGUAUACAGAACCUGAAAGUGAAACCUUUACAAGUUCUUUCGAGGAAAAGAUUGCUUCUAAGCCUCAUCAGGCACCAGAGGAAAUAUCAAGAACUCAUGGGGAACUAAAAACAACACCAGCACUUACUCACCAUCAAAAAUUAGAGCAGGAAGAAUUCGAGAGUAACCUUCACCAUUUACCAGAACACCAUGGCCACGAAACAUCCACCAUUUGCGAAAUAUGCCUGGAAGAGGAAGAGGGUGCCACCAAUGAGCCAACAUUUCUGAAGAAAAGGCCAACCCAAUCGCCUAGUCAUGAUUCCAAAUCUUCCCAAAGUCCUGGAGAGUCCGAACAGGGAUUCGGAUUGAGUGAGAACGUCCCUGAGGAAGAAACUAAAUUGACUUCUCCCGAAGGUUUAGAAAUUGGCACUGAAAUCCCCCAAUUAUCUACGGAAACGUCUAUUGAGAAACAUCCAUCGGUUACGUCAGGAGAGGAAACCGAAGGAGAAAUAGAAAAAACUAAUAUUGUAAUUGAAGUUACCUCUGAACUAUCGUACAAUUUUGGAGGGAAAGAAGUUCAACAACCAUUACAAACGACGAGUGGUAAUGUCUUUCAGAUCGGACAGUACACUGAACCUGAAGGUGAAAUCUAUACAAGUUCUUUCGAGGAAAAAAUUGCUUCUAAGCCUCAUCAUGCACCAGAGGAAAUAUCAAAAACUCAUGAUGAAGUGGAAACUACCCCAACUCUUACCCAUCAUCAGAAAUUAGAGCAGGAAGAAUUUGAUAGCAACCUUCUACAUUUACCAGAACAUCACGAGCAUGACGCAUCUACGAUUUGCGAAAUAUGCACUGAAGAAGAAGGAGGUGGAAUUGUAACAAGUUCUUCCGAAGAAAGAAUUACUUCAAAGCCACAUCAUGUGUCAGAAGAAAUCACUUCUCACGAAAAAUUAAACCAGGAAGAAGAAGAAAAUAAGGUUGUCACUAGUUAUGAGGAAGAAAUUGUUUCUAAGCCUCAUCAUGCACCAGAAACAAUAUCAAAAACCUAUGGUGAGCUUGAAACCACACCAGUUCUUACCCGUUAUCAAAAAUUAGAUCAGGAAGAGUUCGAAAACAACCUUCUGCAUUUACCAGAAAAUCAUGAGACAUCUACCAUUUGCGAAAUCUGUACCGAAGAAGAAGGUGCACAAAGGAUAUCUACACCAUCUUACAAGGAUAUUAUUGCUUCUAAUCUUCAUCAUACACCGGUGCCAGAAUCAAAGACUCAUUUAGAGAUGGAAGUUACAUCGGAACUAACUCUUCUUCAAAAAUUAAUCCAGGAAGAAGAAGAAAAUGAGGUUAUAACAAGUUCUUACGAGGAAAAAAUAGUUUCUAAGAUCCCUCAUGAACCAGAAGUUACAUCAAAGACUCAUGGUAAAUUGAAAACCACAACAGUUUUUACCCGUUAUCAAAAAUUAGAGCAGGAAGAAUUCGAUAGCAACCUUCACCAUUUACCUGAACAUAGGCACGAGAUAUCAACCAUUUGCGAGAUAUGUGACGAAGAAGGAGGUUCUUCUGUUGAGCCACCUUUCUCUAAAAUAAAACCAACUCAAUAUCCUGGUCAGCAGUCCAAAUCAUCUCAGAGUCCAGGAGAAUCUGAUAAAGGAUUUGGAUUCAGUAAAAACGCUGAAGAGGAAGAGGGAUCUACUGAAGUUAAUACUGAGUUAUCCUACAAUUUCGAAGGAAAGGUUGUUGAACAACCUAUGCAUACAACGAGUGGAAAUGUCUUCCAAAUUGGACAGAGUAUUCCUGAGGGAAAUUUAGCAAUUACUGGAAGAACUGAAUCGGCUAUUACCAUUAAAGAAGAUGUUUCAACUGAAGCUGUCGUGGAAGAGCAUAUUUCCACUGAAAUAUCAGAAUCUAUAAUAGACGAGGGAUUAGAAGCUGCUGAGAAAGUAGAGAAAAAACUAGAAGAAAUCAUAGCAUCGCAAGAAGAAUCAAAAUCUACAGAGCACUUUGAAUUAGGAACAGCUACUGGUGGAGAAAGAACAGAGGCAGAAAAGACAACAAUAGAAGAAGUGAUAUCAACUAUCUCUGAAGAUGCAGGUGCAAUUCCAGAAGAGGCAAAAAUAACAAGUGAAAUACCUGAAAGUACCAAUUUUUAUACUGAAUUCAAAUCGACAGAAUACCUUGAAUUAUCGUCCACUGGACAUGAGACAACCGUUCAUGAAGUUCCGAUUUCAGAAUCCAAGAAUGUACCAACAGAAGGAAUAGGGGGAGUUCUCGAAAAGCUUGAAGAAAUGGAGGUCGAAGCGAAAGCUGGUUCUGAAACAGUUCACGAAAUUACUAGUCCUAAGUCAGAAGCCGAAGCAACAUCUCCCUCGGAAGAAAUUAAAGCAUCAAUGUUGGUAUUAGAAGAUCUAGAAGAAAGGGCAACUACUCAAAUCGACAAUGAAGUUUCUGCUAUAUUGACGAACCUUGAAGAUAUACAAGAGGAGAUAUUUCUCCCUUCUUUAGGCAUUCCAGAAGGUACAGAAGCAACUAUAAAUGAAAUAACUGGAAAACACACUAUUGAAUCGACACCAUUUGGUUCUGCUUCUACUUCAAUAAUUCAUAAGCCAGAAAAACCAGUCACAUCCUCAAUUCUAACAGGAAUCGAAAGCACAGUAUCUGUGGAAGGGCAGGAGAAAGUUGAGGCCUCACCGGUCGAUUUAGAAGAUCUAGAAGGAAGAGGAACCACUCAAAUGAACAAUGAGGUUUCUGAUAUACUGAACAAAUUAGAAAAUAUUCAGGAGAAGAUUUUUCUUUCUUCUUUGGGGAUUGAAGAGAGUACAGUACCAGGUCUUAUAGGUGUAGAGGAUCAUAGAGCAGAAACAUCGGAAAAAGAAAUAAUCGAAGAAAUCACCGAAAAAUCGAUUCAUGUUUCUAUAUCUCACGAAAAAAUCGAAUCCAUUACAGAACUCACAGCUCCAUUGAAAGAACACGAGCAAACAGUAGGAGUUGAAUUUAAAGAGUUAGAAGAACAUACGACACCUAGACUUGAUACUGAAGUUUCUGCUCUUUUAGAAAACUUGGAGGAUAUACAAGAAGAAUUAUUUAUAUCAACCUUGGAAUCAGGAUUGAUCACAGAAGCAGCAGAAGCAGGUACCCUUUCAGAGGAACCCAAAAUAGUUGAAGUUGAAACCACUGCCGGAGGAAUAACUGUUGGAGAAGAAGCUGGAUCAUCUAUUGAAGCAGAAAAAGAAGAAGAGGCUCAUAUUGAACACACCACACCACAAGAAAAUGAGACAACAGGAGAAACUACUGUUAAGUCCCAUAUUGAGUUGAUGUCAACACAUGCAGAACCAGGAGUGGGAGUGUCCACGGAUUUCUACACAGAAGUCAAUUCUAAACAUACCCCCUCAGGGGAAAUUAUAGUCACAAACGCCUACACAUCUGAGCCUCAUGUUCAUGAAGAACCAACAACAAAAAGUGAAUUGCCUCAUAGUGAAGAAUUCUUGUCGCAAGAUAUCAAAAACAAAUUAGAAGAUCUGAAUGAGAUAGUGAACGAGAUACUUUCGACAACCCCAGAAAAAAAGUUGAUUGGAGAAGAAGGAGAACACGUGGAGGGGCAAACCACAGCAAACUCAAUACUAGAAGAUCAGCUAGAAGAUUUGAACAAAGGUUUUAUUGAUAUGCUUAAAACUACUGCAUCCGCUGAAGAUCUUCUAGGAGAGUACAAACACACUACUAACGCUCUCCUGGAAGGUACAUUCGAGGAGUUAGAAUUGCCAAAAGAAACUACUGAAGUGAUUGAAGGUGAACACACUGAGUCGCAUCUUAUGAAAGAGUUAUAUUCGACUGGAGAGACUAUCGAACAUCAUGUGGAACUUUCUUCAGUUCCAACAGAAAUACAUACUUCUGAAAAAGAAACACUUGUAGAAGGCACUGAAGGUACCAAUCCAAGUCAUCCAUCUACUUUCGUAGUGACUUCCAAAACUGCACUUGUUCUUGGAGAAGAAGAAGGUGCAAAACCGAGACCGACAGAACUGGGUGGUGAAACAUCUGAAAGUCUUCAUCACAAAGUUGAAGAGGAAGCAACCAAAGGAAGCGAAGGAAGAAUUGAAACGGAUUUUUACACUGAGGUCAUUUCAAAAUCCACUCCGGUGUUAGAUCUUCAUGCGGAAGAGGUUGAGCAACACAUUACUUCGAUCCCUGAUGAAAUAGACAAAAAACUAGACGAACUAAAUGAUGUUGUUGGUGAUAUCUUGAAUUCAACACCAAUAUCGCAUGAACAUCCAGGAGGUGCUAAAGAACUCGAGGGAGAAAUAACGGAGAGUGAAAUUUUAGAAGAAGAACUCAAAGAAUUGAAAAAGGAAUUUGAGGAAAUUCACCAAACGACUUUGUCUGGAGAAGAAAUAUUGAAGGAGCUCAAAGUAACUCCUCAUAUUACUGAAGAACUGCCUGAAGCAGAAGUUGCGAUUUCUACAGAAAUAAUUGGAGAGGAAGUUUCUUCUAUUCUGAGUAUGCUAGAACAUACGGCUGCUGGUGUGACAGAAUCUCACCCAGAAACAACGAUCCAUACUAAUCUUAGUAUUGUAGAGGAAGAAAUAAAAAGUGAAUCUGCUACAGCUCCAGAAGUUCAGAAAAUUACCAACUUUUACACCGAUACUCUUACCGCUCACACCAAACUGCAAGAAGAGUCAACUUCGCAUAAAAUAUCAAUUCCAGGUGAAACUGAUACUCAUAUAUCGAUUGAAGGUACGGCUGUUACGUCAGUAGAAGAAGAAAUGAAAAUUGAGUCUACUUCAGCUCCAGAAGUGCAGAAAGUGACCAACUUUUACACCGAUACUCUUACUGCUCAGACUGAACUGCAAGAAGAGUCAUCAUCACAUAAAAUAUCUAUUACAGGUGAAACUGGUACUCAUAUAUCAAUGGGAGGUACGGAUGUUACGUCAGUAGAGGAAGAAAUGAUAAGUGAGUCUGCUACAUCUCCAGAAGUGCAAAAAAUCACCAACUUUUACACCGAUACUCUCACUGCUCAGACUGGACUACAAGAAGAGUCAUCAUCGCAUGAAAUAUCGAUUUCAGGUGAAACUGAAAGUUAUACUCAUAUCGAAGGUAAGACAGAAGGUGAAGAAGAACUACUAACAAUAGAAACUUUGAGGCCCACAGUGAAGUCAGUGACAGACAAACUAGAAGAGAAAUUGGAAGAACUGGACGAAAUUAUAAACGAAUUCUUGACCUCCCCGUCCAGCCUAGAGGACGUCGUUGAAAAGACUGCUAUCGAAUUAGAGGCAGGCCCGGAAGAUGAAGUGUUGGAAAAAGAACUGGAAGAUCUGAAACAUGAGUUUCAGUUGAUGUUGAGUACGACCGUCGCUCCAGACAACUUAUUAGAGGCUAUGGACGAAGUUCUGUAUCCAACAACAACAUCGGAGGGCGUCCACCUUGAGAAACUCAACGAGACUGAGCAAUCAGUUAACCCUGAGGAAAUUCACAUCCAUCCUACGAUAAGUGAGGGUGAAACUUUGGCAUCUCAAGAGGGAGAGUUGGUGACUGAGCACUCAACAGUAGGUGGGGAAGAAGUAGCGAUUUCAGAAGUUGGUUUAGCCCAUACAACGCGAAUAGUUACCUCUGGUACCGCGAUGAGUGAAGCUGAAGGACUCGAGGAAAUAACUGCUACAGAAGGAGGUUCAUCAGAAGCUCAUCCUGCUGCCAUAGAAUCUGAGGCUGUAACUGAAGCCAUCGGAGAAGGUGGCACAACUUCAGAAGGAGGGGAAACCGAAGCUCAUCCAGAAGCUACAGAAGGUGGUACCUCUUCCAUAAGGUCUGAAAUCGAAGGCACACACCCUGGUAGUAAGUCGACAGAAAGAACUGGAAGAACAACAGAAUCCUCCACUUCCAAAGGCCACACCAUCGAAGGCCUAUCGAGUAUAUCCCUUCUCACCACCCUACUACUGUCUCUGGUGACCUCUACCACCCAAGUCCCAGAGAAAACUAUAUCAUCCAACGUGUCAGGUCCCCAAAACAUACCCAAGUGCCUCGUGGUGUUUAUCACCGGUGAAAGUCCUCUGUUACCGUUGAACGGUACCAAGUGGGUACCGUCGGAAUGUCCUCCGCUAGGUAUGCAGAUAUCGUCUCCGUAUCCCCCAGAGAGCACGACACCAUCCUCGCAGAUGUCGACGAACGCUGAGACUGUGGUUACGACUGCCGUCGUAACCACAGUCGGUACCACCGAAACGACAACCUUGGUACCGGCCGAAGAACUGCCCGAAAUCAAGACCAGCAACUUCAUAGAAGACGGAUGCACCGAAACCGACUUCGAGAACAACAACAAGUGCUUCUGCAUGCUGGACGUGACGGCGGACAAGGUGGCUGAGGACCUGGAGGCCACCAACUCGUCGAAGACGAACGGGGUGAAGUGCUCCAAGUUCCUGAAGGUGAGCAGGGGCCUGGUGCUGAGGAACGACACGUCUGCCAGGCUGAAGAGGUCCAGACGGAGCUACCUGUACCUGAGGUACCUGAACAGGCAGAGGAGGGAGACGGUGGAGUACAACAAGAUAGACGAGGUACUGGCCAACGAGUUGACCGCAACUAGUACCGACACUACAAUCUACUCCGAAGUUGGAAGUACGGCCACCAUACCUUGCGUGUACAAGGACGAGGUGAUCGAGAGAGAGCAUUUCAUGAAGUACCUUUGGAGUAUGGAAUCGGACAAGACGAUUAUUUUCUCCGACAGAAUGAGGGAGACCACGGACGGCGCCCUGAAGAUCUCCGAGGUGACGGUCGAGGACGACGGCAACUACACCUGCUCGAUCAACCGGCCUUUCGGCGGCAACGCCGACUCCUCGGAACGGAGGCGAUUCGCCCACCAGCUCCUGGUGAUCGACCGGCCCAUCUUCAAGGUCAGGUCGACCGUGAUGUACGUGACCGACCUGCCGUGCACCCUGAAGGACGGGGACGUGGUGCACGCCCACCUGCCGAAGAUGCUGGAGGACCUGCUGUGCGGCAUCCACAGGAGGGUGUGCAAGGUGGAGAUGGAGAGGCCGAGCUGCGUCGAGGUGGAAGAGAAGACCUAUCUGACUGUAAAAUACAUAGUGACCUUGGACAGCUUAUCCAACUUGGUACCAUCAUUAUCCAGCUCCGACUGCGAUUUCAACUGUCAAAUGAAGCUAAUGGGCUCUAUGGUGUCCCUUCUGAUCAAAAACGUGGAGACCACAAGCGUUCUAGACGUACUGUCCGAGAUCGAGACCUUCAACCACACCUUCAAGCCCAGGGAGGUCAAGUUUCCAACGGACAGAUCGGUGGUGGAGGACUCUUCGCUGCUCCCAAAGCUGGUAAUCGGGUGUCCACCAGGGUUCGGUAUCCAGAAGAGGUCGAGCAAAAUAUGCGUGGCAUGUCCCAGAAACACUUACAACUCAGAAAAUAGCUCCGCUUGUACACCUUGUCCAAGUGUCCACUAUCAACCAAAAGUAGGGUCAAGCAGCUGCAUAGAAUGCAAGACUCCUUUUGAUGAUAAGGCCUGUAUGGGGAUGAUGUUUGCCAAUAAAUCUUUCCUGAUCCUCUACGUCGGAUCUAGUGUGGCAAUCGUCUUCUUCCUACUUCUAUGCAUCUUCUGCGCACAGAGUUCCACGCAGGAGGCCUUCGGUGGUCCACAAAGGAAGAAGAAAGCCCAAACGCCCAAGAGACGACGAAUAGGAAGAAAAGACGUGGAAGAUCCUGCAGAAAAACCUCUGCUUCCGAAAGAUCCUAGCGUGCCUAGAAUUGUGAAAGGACCAAAAGUACCUCCGCCGGAUUUUUGAGAAAGAUUGAUAAGAUUAAAAGUUGGGAUGUUAUCCUUCAGACAAUUGUGAAGAUUGAUGCUAAACGCUGUAGAUCAUUCGCCGAGUUUACUGUUAUACUUUUAGGUUAGCUCUAAGGGUGAAAAUGAUUUUAUUUAUACUUCGAUAUAUAUCUACAUUUAUUCUUAUGUAUUUUACGUUAUUUUUGAAUAUAAGGUUUAUUUAUCA
Messenger RNA from Harmonia axyridis, 10354 nucleotides. RefSeq lists its product as uncharacterized. Gene Ontology annotation, cellular component: acrosomal vesicle; extracellular region; zona pellucida receptor complex. Gene Ontology annotation, biological process: acrosome assembly; binding of sperm to zona pellucida. The transcript is spliced from 8 exons. Bases 8 to 10147 code for a protein of 3379 amino acids. The record is from RefSeq and is a predicted model, not a curated record. Lineage: Eukaryota; Metazoa; Arthropoda; Insecta; Coleoptera; Coccinellidae.